Salmo salar (Atlantic salmon) is the source of this 1772-nucleotide messenger RNA. RefSeq lists its product as uncharacterized. Gene Ontology annotation, biological process: RNA 5'-cap (guanine-N7)-methylation. NCBI's taxonomy places the organism in Eukaryota, Metazoa, Chordata, Actinopteri, Salmoniformes, Salmonidae. Gene Ontology annotation, cellular component: mRNA capping enzyme complex. Gene Ontology annotation, molecular function: RNA binding. The record is from RefSeq and is a predicted model, not a curated record.
UGCAACCACCAUGGGUUCAAUAUCAAGUUUUUAUUAUUUGACCUACCUCUGAUCAUGUCGAUUGUUCACACUUAAGUAAUAUGUGGAAAAGGUUUGUUGCUAAUAGUUGGCGAAAUCUCUAAAUAAAAUGUGUUGACUAUUUCUGGGAAAAAGGCCUGAGAUCCGGAACCAAUGAUAUCGGUAGCGUGUUCUUAGAGGGACAUUUUUACCAUGGCACUGUUGUUAACAUUUGUCCAGUCGUACAUGUCGAAGCUGUCUGCUGAAUAAAUACAAUUUACAGAAUGACAGAUGGUCCAGAAACGCCGCCUAACUAUGAGGAGCAGUUUGCUCACCGGUUUUCUCUCGAGGACCGGGAGUACCAGCAGUACGUGAGUCGCCCCGCCAACCCCCCGCCACUGGUAGAGGACUGGGGGGGGCGUGGAGGCGGAAACAACCGGGGCAGAGACAACAGAUCCCAGGACCGUGGCGGGUACAGGGGUUGGGGUGGGGACAGGGACCGCGGAGGGGACAGGGACCGCGGAGGGGACAGGGACCGCGGAGGGGACAGGGACCGCGGGGGGGACAGGGACCGCGGGGGGGACAGGGACCGCGGGGGGGACAGGGACCGCGGGGGAGACAGGGACCGCGGAGGGGACAGGGACCGCGGAAGGGACAGGGACCGCGGAGGGGACAGGCGUUACGGCCAGGGUGGUGGUGGGCAUCAGUCUGGAAGAUACAACUCCUACAACCAGAGACCAUCACAUUACGACCGCUACUGAACUCCUCUUACUGUGGAGUGACCCCGUUCACCACACCCCAGGGCUCUCCAAAACUGUUCCUGGAGAGAGAUCCUCCUGUAGCUUUAAACUCCAACCCUGUUCCUGGAGAGAGACCCUCCUGUAGGUUUAAACUCCAACCCUGUUCCUGGAGAGAGAACCUCCUGUAGGUUUUAACUCCAACCCUGUUCCUGGAGAGCUACCAUCCUGUAGGUUUUAAGAGCUACAGGAGGGUAGCUCUCCAGGAACAGGGUUGGAGUUUAAAGCUACAGGAGGGUAGCUCUCCAGGAACAGGGUUGGAGAACCCUGCAUUACACACACAGACCUGACUGACACACACUGUAGCAGGUCAAUCUGAUCUCUCACCUCUCUUCCAGAUUGAAUAUUGUAUUGAUCAGUGAUGUCAUGCUCUAAUCCACACGGAACAGGAUUACAAAAGUGGUAUUGAUUAUUCCAGCCAGUAGUCUGGGCAUAGAGACAAACUAUUUUCUCUAUAGGCCCUUUUCUAAAGUAGUGCACUAUAUGGGGAAUAUGGCCCUGUUCAAAAGUAGUGCACUAUAUAGGGAAUAGGUUUCCAUUUGGGACACAAUCAGCGCAGCAGAGUCAAUAGAGAUGGUUACAACGUGAACUGCAGGACAGGAAAAAUGAGUUAAAGACUGUUCUUCAACUACCUACCGUCAAAUGUAACGUUUAAGAUGCUCAUCUUUGCUACUAGUGUGAUGAACUGCAUUGAUAGGCAUGUGGUGUAUUGUGGGGUGGCGUGGUUCUCUUGUUUUCAUUUAGUUUGUUUCUCUUGACUCAUAAGACAACAUAUUCAGCUGGUCUGGAUGUUGAUACAAUGUUAUUGAUUCAAUCUAAAAAUGUGUAAUUAAUGAAACCACAUUUGAACAGUCAAUGUCAUCUAUUUUCUUAUGUCACAAAUAUGCUUAUUCUUUCCAGUUUAAUAUGUGACUUGAAAUUGUAACCAGUAACACCAUUUUUUUUUUCUUGUCUGAAAAAUACAAAUAUAAAAAUGUU